AGGCAGUUAAGAUGCACCAGCCUUGGCCGUUGCUGCUCCUGACCUUGUCGCUGCAGCGUUUAACGACCCUGUCGACGGUGGAGUCGAGGAUGCACAGCGAGGCGGUGCUGAUACCCGGCGACGUCGUGCUGGGCGGACUGUUCCCGGUGCACGAGAAGGGCGGCGGGACCGCGUGCGGGCCCAGCAUCUAUCACAGGGGGGUGCAGCGCCUCGAGGCGAUGCUGUUCGCCGUCGACGGGAUCAAUCGGCAGGACACGCUGCUGCCGGGCAUCACGCUGGGGGUGCACAUCCUCGACACGUGCGGCCGCGACACGUACGCCCUCAAUCAGAGCUUGCACUUCGUCAGGGCGUCCCUCUCCAACAUUGACAUCAGCGUGCUGGAGUGCGCGGACAAGUCGACGCCCAGGGUGAAGAGGACCGCGAGCGCGGGGCCCAUCUUCGGGGUCGUAGGCGGCUCCUACAGCUCGGUGUCGUUGCAGGUGGCGAAUCUGCUGCGGCUCUUUCACAUCCCCCAGAUAUCGCCGGCGUCCACGGCCAAGGCGCUCAGCGACAAGACCAGGUUCGACUACUUCGCGAGAACGGUACCGCCGGACACCUUCCAGUCGAUCGCGCUGGUCGACGUGGUGAAGAGCGCCAACUGGUCCUACGUCUCCACCGUGUACUCCGAGGGCAGCUACGGCGAGUACGGGAUCGAGGUGUUCACGCGCGAGGCCACCGAGCGUAACGUCUGCAUCGCGGCCGCGCUGAAGGUGCCCAGCGCCGCCGACCCCAAGGUGUACGACGACAUCAUUCAGCGUCUGAGCAAGAAGCCGAACGCCCGCGCGAUCGUCCUGUUCACCCGGGCGGAGGACGCCCGCGGCAUCCUCGAGGCCGCGAGACGCUCGAAUCUCAGCCAGCCGUUUCAGUGGCUGGCCAGCGACGGCUGGGGCCGGCAGGGCAAGCUGGUCGAGGGUCUCGAGGAGGAGGCCGAAGGCGCCAUCACCGUCGAGCUGCAAUCGGAGAACAUCCCCGGCUUCGACAGCUACAUGGGCUCGCUCACCCCCGAGAACAACCGGCGGAAUCCGUGGUUCGGCGAGUACUGGGAGGAGGUGUUCAGCUGCACCCUGAGGCGGAACGCGGCGACCUACGAGCGCCUCGGGAGCCCGCAGGCCGGAUGGAGGACCAGCGGCGCCGGCAAUCAGAGCCUCCCCAUCUGCUCCCCCGGGCUCAGGCUGAACGCGGCGAGCGGCUACGAGCAGGAGUCCAAGGUGCAAUUCGUCGUGGACGCGGUGUACGCGUUCGGCCUCGCGCUCCACAAGCUGCGCCACGACCUCUGCGGCCACAGCGAGGGCAUGUGCUCGUCGAUGGCCAACUACGACCGCGGCGCGUUCUAUAAGAAUUAUCUGCUGAACGUGUCCUUUGUAGACACCGCCGGCAGCGAGGUGAAAUUCGACGAGCACGGAGACGGCCUGGCGCGAUACGAGAUCCUCAAUUUCCGCAAGGGAACGAACAACAAUGGCGCGAACGGCUAUCACUAUAAGGUGGUGGGCAAGUGGUACAACUCCCUGGACAUCCGCACGGAGGAGAUGGUGUGGGCGCGCGGGACGAAGGACAUACCGAUCUCCGCGUGCUCGUUGCCCUGCGAGCCAGGUAUGAUAAAGAAGCAACAGGGUGACACUUGUUGCUGGGUGUGUGACCAAUGCGAGGCGUACGAGUUUGUUUACGACGAGCACACCUGCAUGGACUGCGGCCCGGGCCUCUGGCCGCACCCCGACAAACGGGGGUGCUAUCAGCUACCGGUCAAUCAUAUCAGGUGGAGCAGCGCCUUCGCCAUCGCGCCCGCGGUAAUAUCCUGCCUGGGAAUCGUGGCGACCCUGGCGGUGGCGUGCUUGCUCUUCCAACACCGCGACACCCCGGUGGUCCGCGCCUCCGGGCGAGAGCUCACCGUGAUCCUGCUGGCGGGCGUGCUGGUGUGCUACCUCAAUACCUUCGUGCUCCUCGCCGCGCCGACCACGGCGACCUGCGUCCUCCAGCGCUUCGGCGUCGGCGUGAGCUUCAGCGCAGUGUACGGCGCCCUGCUCACCAAGACCAACCGGAUCGCCAGGAUCUUCGACUCGGCCUCGAGGUCCGCCGUGAGGCCGCGGUACAUCAGCCCCACGUCGCAGGUCUGCAUAGCGGCUGCGCUGAUCGCCUUCCAGGUGGUGCUCACGCUGGUCUGGAUGAUCAUCGAGCCGCCGGGGACCAGGUACUCGUACCCGGAUCGCCGCCAGGUGAUCCUCAAGUGCAACAUCCAGGACAUGAGCUUCCUCUUCUCCCAGCUGUACAACGCCCUGCUGAUCCUCAUCUCGACCGUGUACGCGGUGAAGACGCGCAAGAUCCCGGAGAACUUCAACGAGAGCAAGUUCAUCGGCUUCACCAUGUACACCACGUGCAUCAUCUGGCUCGCCUUCGUGCCGAUCUACUUCGGCACCGGCAACUCCCACGAGACGCAGAUCACGACCCUCUGCGUGGCGAUCAGCCUGAGCGCGUCCGUCACCCUGGUCUGCCUCUACUCGCCCAAGGUCUACAUCAUCGUCUUCCAGCCGGACAAGAAUAUACGAGGCAAGGUCUGCCUGGGCAGCACGUUCAAGAAGCAGGGCAGCAGCGCCGGCGCGUCGUCCAUGACAAAAUAUACGGGCUGCGAGUCGGCGAGCGAGAACGUGCCCCUGCAGGGCGCCCUGACCGCGGCGGUACGGACGUCCGUGGGGGUCACCGAGAUCUCGCUCACGUCCAGCACCACCAGCAAGACCAAUAACGAGCAAGUGGCGCAACUGUAGGCCACCAGCCCCCGUCGAGGUCGCGACCACCCGGUGGACCACACGGUGGACGUGCACGCGGCGCGGCGUCGUUGGAGAGAGAGAUUGCAAUCAGCGAGAAACGCUGAUGUCGGGAUAAUUUCUAAAUUUCAACCUGUUAUCCGGGGAGACUGAUGUAAUCGAGCUGGUAUUCGAAGGCGAGGGACGCUGAGCGUCUCGCGACGCGGUUGUCGUCGUUCGCCAGCAUCUUCCGAGAAGGAGAGAGAGAGAGAUGCCGGAGGUCAUCGGUCGUUAUCGUGAUCGCUGUUGUCGUUAUUGUUACUGUUGUCCUUGUGCAUAAAUUAUACACACAUACACACGUGCAGCGAUGGACAGAAUGGUUGCGGGACUUUUUUAAAUGAGCUUAGGAACGCGCGUUUAGAUUCAGGUUUACGUUCCAAAACGUUUCCCCCGGGGGAAAGAUUCUAUUCGUGAAAUAUUGAGAUCGGAAAGCGCUCAAAGUGGUUUCGGACUGGCCAUCGAGUGAAAUAUUUCCCUGUGCAGUGAAGGACAGAAUGGUUGCAACACUUUUUGAAAAUGAGUUUAAGGGCGCGCAUUUAGCUUCGGGUUCCAAAACGUUUACUCUGGACCAAAAUUUUACUCGAGAAAUAGCUCGGAAGCGCUCAAGAUAGUUUCGAAACGGCCAUUGAGUAAAAUAUUUCCCGGAGAAGAGGAUUUUGGAACGUAAUCCUGAAUCUAAAUGCACGUUCCUUAAAAAAAGAAAAAAUACUCUCGAUCAUUCUACUCAUCACUGUACACACGUGCGCGCGCGCGCGCGCACCACACGCACACAUAAGGAAGAAAAAGAAGCACACAUAUACGUACGUGUGUUGUACGUGCAUUUAUCGAGCAAGUGUAUACCGUGUGACCCACUAAUUCUAGCCGAGCACCUCGUGACUUGUAUAAUUUCGAUUAGGAGCGUAAAUG
This is a messenger RNA of Vollenhovia emeryi, 3740 nucleotides long. It is a transcript of the gene mGluR, whose product is annotated as metabotropic glutamate receptor. The coding region runs from base 12 to 2795 and encodes 927 amino acids. NCBI's taxonomy places the organism in Eukaryota, Metazoa, Arthropoda, Insecta, Hymenoptera, Formicidae. Gene Ontology annotation, biological process: regulation of synaptic transmission, glutamatergic; G protein-coupled glutamate receptor signaling pathway. The transcript is spliced from 8 exons. Gene Ontology annotation, molecular function: group II metabotropic glutamate receptor activity. The record is from RefSeq and is a predicted model, not a curated record. Gene Ontology annotation, cellular component: membrane.